AGGUAUCUACCAACAAAAAGGUUCAAUUGACAAUGUCUGGCCAAGCUAUAGGAGUAACGGGUUCUUCCAACAAAAAGAUUCAAAACGAAUAAUCAGUUUUGAUUUGAUAAACUCUGAGAGAUUCAGAAUAGAAAACUACAAACUGAAAAGUGACAAAAACAAUUAUGAUUGGGAAAAGUUUGAGAGGAAGAACACGAAUGCGACCUUACGAAGAGAUGAAUGGAACAGACACGACCUGGGCAAGUUCAAAGACACUUUAAGGGUUUCAGGUAGUUUAGCCGGACAUCAAAAAGACGGAAGCACAUUUGAAAGGCCAGAAGAACGGAAGCUUGCGGAAGAGAUAUGCUUCCUUUGCUUUUCUAAAUAUGAUAACCAGCAAGGAUGUAUCCUACUAGAAUGUUGCGUAUCAGCAAUUACAGACGAACGUGUCGAAAAAAGAUCAAUGGAUGGAUUUAUUGAGCAUAAACGGGUUUAUUGUGAUACUUUCAAUGGUGCGACAUUCAAAAUAGUGAUGAAACAAGGAAGGGAACAGACCGCCACCCUACACUUUAGUGGCAGUUCUGAUGAUGCUGUCUGUUUAACGUUAGACGAAAAUGAUCCUAUUGCUUAUGUUAAAGUAUACACACAGCUCCAAAUGCAUCUACUUACUUCGUUCGACGUAGUCAUUCCUAAGGACCAUGGCAAUUUUCCUACACUCUCCAAAGCACGUACAUACGUAGUAGUGGGUUACAGUGUAACAAGAUAUAUGGUUGCCGAAAAGAAAACAUGUAUGGAUAUCGAAUGUUUAAGGAAAAACAAAAGCGACCAUGACGAAUUAGAUAUACCUGUUGUGAUGAAAUAUAGAGGAGCAUGUUUUUUGUGUUUUUCAAUAAACGAUUCACAACGAAGCGAAGUUGUCUUAGAAUGUUGUUUAUCACGAACGGCUCCAGAGCGUAUUGAACAAAGAACAAUAGGUGGUUAUAGAACGCAUGGACAAGUUGACGUCAUGGCCUGUUGGGGUAAAACAUUCAAAAUUGUCAUGCAAGAUGAAUCAGAGCAUACAGCGGAAAUAAACUUCGCUGAACUUUAUCAAGAAAUUGAUUUACAAGUGAAGAGCUUUACACAGACAUUGGUAACUGUUGUUGUUUACGAAUGCGAUCAAUAUGGAUCAAAGACCAUCAAACGAUUUACUGUCGACAGGCGAGGCCACCUUAUGGACUUUCAAGAGAAUAUCAAUAGUAAACGCGGCAAAUUACCCAAGACGCAUGAUGCCAUGAGCAUAAAUGGAAGAACAAAAGAAAUUCAGUCCACAGACGACGCUACGAACGUAAGGGCUUCAAACAUGGCACUCAUUGAUGGACUACUAUCUUCGUCAUCACAUUGGAGGAUAAUCAGAUUAGCUAGUUGUGUGAAAUUGUACGACGAAGUGUUACAUGCAUUUUCAAACAAAUAUAACUUUUCAGCAAGAUCGUUUGCAAUGCGGAAGUCCCAAAAAGAAAUGAAUGAAAAGCUUAGAAACAGAAAGAAACUUUCUCCAAAGACUGCGAGAUUAAAAAGAAAAGCAUCAUCAAAAUAUAAGAAAUGGGAUUCUCAUAUGAGCAGUUUAAGGACAAUGUACGUGUCUUCGACAAUAAAGAAAAGGACAUUGCAUGAUUGGUUGCAACACACAUCAUUCACUUUUAAACGAUUGAGACAUCCGACGCUGAUACUAUCAAAAACAAGUGUUGAGAAGAAGGAUAUUCCUAUGAAUACAACGGAAAGGCCUUGCGAAGUGUUGCCUGAAGCCUAUAAGAAAGAACAGCAUCCUCCAGCAGCCAGUAUUCAAGUUGAUUAUGUGCGAAACGAUGCCAAAAUGUUUAAAGUGUACAGCUACGUACGAAGACGAAUCGACGAAGCAAUCGUGCUGUGUGGAGAUGAACAAAGCAGUUCAAAAUUUUGUUCAGCGAGCAUUUGGAUAAUAUUUUCUGACGACCAAUCGACAUCAGGCAAUAAUUUCUGCGAAGCGUUUACUGAUAUACAGCGCGGAUCAAUUGAAUCGAUUCUCGAUAAAGAUCCAUCUGUUAUUGUGUCCAUUGGAAAGAACGAAGAAUGUUUCGCAACACUUGGACAAAAAUCUGCAGACAAACCGAUGACUCCAAUUAUUUGCAAAAUAACACCCACAUUUCCAACAGACACGAAUAUUGAACGCAAAUCUAUUCAUAGACCGUGGGGUUUUGAACUUUUUACAAAGGAUUUAUCAAAAGACAACGUGGUGGCAUAUGUUGACGAUGUGUUGGAAUACUACGCCUUUGAGGUGCUUGACAGAGCUACAAAACAUCUUCCCGGAUCAGGUGAAAUAACUUCAAGAGUUAUUGCUCAAGUACAAAGCUUUCAUGAUGAGUACAUGCCAAUGCCCGAAAUUUUAAAGAGGGAAAAUUUAGGAAAGAAAAUUACAAAAAUGGAGAUGAUUUCGAAACAGGUUUUGGCUUUGCCGCAAGUGUUUGCAUGUGAUAUUUCGGAGAGUACAUUGAGGGUAAUGAUGCUUCAAAAUGACGAAACAGCAAGGGAAGAAGUAGCAAACAACAUAAAAAUGAUGGGACUCUCCGAUGAAGAUUUUUUCCUUCAGAUUGUAGAUAUACAACCACUUGCAAAAAUCGAAAGCGGCUCCCAAGUGUAUGCUUGUGGAUCACCACGUAGAGGAACACUCGGGGGGUUCGCAAAGUUUACCUACAGCCACAUAGAUACAACUCACGAUGUUGCGAUAACCGCUAAACAUGUUGUUGAUAUAUUCGAGCCUUUGACGCUCUGCGUCAAUAAUCAAACAAUUGGACCGGUUUUGGAAGAUAGAAUCACAUAUGAUAUUGCCAUAGCAAGAGUUACUGCUAAUAAAGACAAAUACGAAACACGUUUCCGAAAUGAAAAUGAGGACUUGUGUUUCGCGGACUUGUAUCAUGAAAACAUACAAGUGCUGAAAAAUAAAGCAGUACAUUUUUAUGGUGCAACAACUGGUCUUGCUAAAGCAAAUAUAUCGGGUAUAAGCAUCGGGACUUCGUUUGAAGAUGACUAUAACUUGAUAACAAUUGGGAAGCAAAACAAGUCAGCUUUAGCUGCGCCAGGAGACAGUGGAGCGAUGAUACUUUUGGAACGAAAUCCGCGAUGUCCAGAAAAAAAUAUGUAUGCUUUAGGGACAUUAGUCGGCGAAUUUAAUUCCCGGGAAGAACAAGGUGCCGAUACAAGCCGACCAAAAUUACCUGUCAAGAACGAAACCGAAAAACCUGUUCAAUUAACAAAAAACCCUACAUACUCUGGAAAACCAAUGCAGACAGAAAACCCCAAACAGGUUUUUACACCCUCUGCACAUACAAUAUCCUUUCAAAAUGCAGUGCCCUCGGAAGACCAAUAUCAGACGACCAUACCUACACACGCGGAUGAUACAAGGCAUCCAGAAAAUCCAAUGACUCUCGAAGACACAACAAACUCGGAAAAUCAUUUGUCAACGGAAGAUAAAAUGUCCUCAGAAUGUUCUUUGCCGAUUAAUGAUGAUGCAAGUCGGCAUGGUUCUACACCUUCAUCGAAUACUCACAAAACAUACCUAAUAGUUCCACUGAAAAAGGCAUUCGAUCAGCUUUCGAAGAAACAUGGUGGCAGAUUUUCUCUUUUUACAAAAUAAUGCCACAUUGUUGUAAGUUUCUUAAUGAAAUUGAACAAAGAAUUGUGUACAGUAACAUAAGUUUGAAAUUUUGUUGAGUUACUUUACCUCAGAUGUACACUAUUGUGUUUACUGUUGGGACAAGUGAAAAGUUUGAUACCCAUAGACUAGUUUAUUUCCCUCUCACUCAGUGAACCCUUUAGUUCCUAUUAUAUUAUAAAGGCAACUAAAAAAAACAAUGUCAUUAAGAAUUGUAAAAAUGGGAAUACUGUUUCGACAACGAUUUCCACAGUUUCUGCUCAUUACUCAAUAAAGGAAUUUAAUUUUGAUUGCAGAACACAGUUUAUUCAAUAGUGCUUUGUUCUGAAACUAUUGGCAUUCUGGUAGUUGUCCUUGAGUUUUGCUGUAUGAUCUAACAGUUUUUAUACAUAUUAUAAGUGGGAAUUGGUGUGCAAGUGACUGAAAUCCUGGAAUUUAAAUAUUAUUUGUUUAAAGUUGUCUGCAUCUCCAAUUAAUUAUUUUAUGUUAUACUUAUUUCGGUAUGUUGAUUUAUAUUAAAUAAUAUCUACUGUGUACGUGUCCACUUUUAGAGGUAUUUUUACUCUUACUUUUAUGUCCUUAUAAAGUUUAGUGAGUUAGACUUAUUGACUUGUAUGCAUAUCCAAAUGCCUUAUAUUGACAUUGUUUACCCUUUUAACCUUUAAAGUGAUACAAAAAUGCAUUUAUCGCAAUUACAAAAUGCCACAAAACCGAAAGCAAAUCUUGAUUUUGUGCGGUCAACGUUAUUUCAAAAUUUGCUAUCACGUGUUUUACUGAAUACCUUAAAUUCUAUGUUGCUUUAUAUGCUAAUGAUUUAUUUUAAGUAACAAGUAUCUGGAUUAUAAAGUGUAAUGAAUCUGGAAACAUAUAUUCUGUCAUUAUUUACUCUAUGACGUCGAAGGUGAAUAAAAGUGUUAUAAUAUA
Mya arenaria is the source of this 4570-nucleotide messenger RNA. RefSeq lists its product as uncharacterized. The record is from RefSeq and is a predicted model, not a curated record. Lineage: Eukaryota; Metazoa; Mollusca; Bivalvia; Myida; Myidae. The coding region runs from base 443 to 3628 and encodes 1061 amino acids. The transcript has 17 exons.